AUGGCUGAAACUGAUAAUAACAAUGCUCUAAUAGGCUUGAAAGAAGCCCAAGAAGCUGUUGACCUUUUCUCCAGUAUAGAGUUUGCUGUCCAAAUAGAUAUUACGCUUGGUUUCAUCCAAAAAAGUAGUGCUAUGAGAAUGUUCCAAACACUUGAAGGGAUAUUAUCUAACAAGACAAAAAAGUAUACUAAAGAUUUUUAUAACAAAUAUGAGAAUGUAAGAAUGAAACUUGGCAUAGACAAUGAAAAUAAAUAUAUGCCUUUCCUUUACAGUAUGAUGGUUUUCAAAAAAAUGAUAGGAGGUAUUAUAAACAACCUUUUUGGAACCUUAGAAAAAACAUCACAACCAAAAUACAAACAAAUAUUUGCCACCAAUAAGAAACCUGAUAUUCUGGCUGUACCUGCUACUAAUUUAGAAAUUAUGGAUACUACUAGAACUCCUAAUGAGUCGAGUUGA
Molecule: messenger RNA, 456 nt
Organism: Rhizophagus irregularis DAOM 181602=DAOM 197198
Lineage: Eukaryota; Fungi; Glomeromycota; Glomeromycetes; Glomerales; Glomeraceae
Source: RefSeq, a predicted model, not a curated record